Messenger RNA from Rotaria sp. Silwood1, 478 nucleotides. Lineage: Eukaryota; Metazoa; Rotifera; Eurotatoria; Philodinida; Philodinidae. The record is from the annotation of a GenBank genome assembly.
CUCGACACAGGGACAUUCUAUUCGGCUGAAACUUUCAGGAUAUUCUAGGUAUAAGUAUAACUAUCUAUGGUAGAAAUUUCAGAUGAAAACUUCAUUAUUUCAUUUUUCGAUCAGUACCUUAAAAAGGGUCGAAAAUUCAAUAAAUCAGGCCUAACUCGGCUCCCAAGGCGCAAUGGCACGAACCCUUUUAGACUUUCUCUAGUCUCACUGAGAUCUACUUGUGGGCACAAUAUGAGCUGAAACGGUGGGUAUUACUUGGGAAUGUUCCCUCGUUAAUUAUGAUAUUACUCAUAAAUAUACACCACCAUGGUAUGAUGAAGAACUACAAGGUCUGGCUGCUGGUAGUGGUGUAUUAUAUAAAGAUAGUCGUCGACUUAAUCUACUUCCAGAAUUAAUUAAUGCUGCAUGCAGUAUAUUAGGAACAUGGAGUGAAUCUACAAUAUCAUCAACAUUACUUCAUCUUCGUUCAUUAGAUUGA